Fraxinus pennsylvanica is the source of this 885-nucleotide messenger RNA. The record is from the annotation of a GenBank genome assembly. Lineage: Eukaryota; Viridiplantae; Streptophyta; Magnoliopsida; Lamiales; Oleaceae.
AUGGCUUGGUUGUUGAACAAUCCGGUUACUUUUCUGUACAAUUCCGACGUCCGGUCGCCGGAAUACUUCUUUCCUAAACGGUUGCGUUCCAAAGCCAAUUAUCGGGGAUAUAACAAUAAGUCUUUUAAUAGUAUUAUCAAUAUCGGAAAUUGUAGUAGUAUCAAUGGCAGUAAGAGUAAAAUUUUGUGUGAAGCAGUAUCUGUGCAGCCACAAACUGAUAUUGAAGGCCUUAACAUUGCCGAAGAUGUAACCCAGCUUAUUGGGAAGACACCAAUGGUUUACUUGAAUACUAUUGUAAAAGGUUGUGUUGCUAACAUAGCUGCGAAGCUUGAGAUUAUGGAGCCAUGUUGUAGUGUCAAGGAUAGGAUAGGAUACAGUAUGAUAGCUGAUGCUGAGGAAAGAGAACUUAUAACUCCUGGGAAGAAAAGAAAAUUGGAAACCUUGUCUAGAUCAUUAUGCAGCCACGCCUAUGCUUGGGAGCAGUUGCUUGACCAGAAAAUGCCAGGGUGGUUUUACAGCUACUUAAGUGGGAUUUCCCAGGAGUUCUUGAAAAAUGAAAAGGUCUGGAAAAAGACACCAUCCUGGAUUGAAGACAGAAACAUAGUGCAUUCUUUUGUUUCUGGUGAUGUUUAUUAUAUUGACAAGCAGGUUGUUGAGGUGCCUAAUAUCAGCUGGGACAACAUUGGAUGCCUUGAAAAUGUGAAGCGGGAACUUCAGGAGACUUUUCAAUAUCCCGUGGAACAUCCAGAGAAGUUCGAGAAGUUAGGUAUGUCACCUUCAAAAGGUGUUCUUUUUUAUGGCCCUCCUGGAUGUGGGAAAACUCUACCGGUGAAGGUGAUUGCGAAUGUGUGCCAAGCUAAUUUCAUUAGUGUUAAAAGGACCUGA